Molecule: messenger RNA, 3036 nt
Organism: Lichtheimia ornata
Lineage: Eukaryota; Fungi; Mucoromycota; Mucoromycetes; Mucorales; Lichtheimiaceae
Exons: 20
Coding region: 1-3036 (1011 amino acids)
Biological process (GO): protein sumoylation
Cellular component (GO): cytoplasm; SUMO activating enzyme complex
Molecular function (GO): SUMO activating enzyme activity
Source: RefSeq, a predicted model, not a curated record
AUGUCAAAGAUGGAAACCGACGAAAACACCCACACCAUUGACGAGGGUCUCUAUUCUCGCCAACUUUACGUGUUGGGCCAUGAAGCCAUGAAGAAAAUGAGCGUUGCUCACGUCCUUGUUGUGGGUCUUAAGGGCCUUGGUGUCGAAAUUGCCAAAAACGUUAUUCUUGCUGGUGUCAAGAGUGUUACUCUUUAUGACAAGACGCCUGCCACUAUCUCUGAUCUUUCGGCACAGUUCUACUUGCGACAAGAUGAAGUGGGCCAACCCCGUGCUCAAGUCUCUCAACCCCGCCUUGCCGAAUUGAAUCAAUAUGUGCCCGUCCAUGUCCUUGAAGAUGACUUGAAUGAAGAGACAUUGAAGCAAUACAAGGUGGUCGUCGUCACUGAGAUGCCCUGGAGCAAGCAGUUGGAAGUCUCUGAAAUCUGUCAUGCCAACAAUAUCCAUUUCAUCUCCACUGAAGUCCGUGGUCUUUUUGGUCGUAUCUUUAACGAUUUCGGUUCCAAAUUUGAAGUCAUUGAUGCUACCGGUGAAGAGCCCUUGACAGGCAUGGUUGCUGCCAUCACCAAUGAUACUGAAGGUGUUGUCACAUGUCUCGAUGAAACUCGUCAUGGUCUUGAAGAUGGCGACUAUGUUACCUUUACUGAAGUCAAGGGUAUGGAUGGUUUGAACAGCUCUGCUCCUCGCAAGGUCAAGGUGCUUGGUCCUUACACUUUCAGCAUUGGUGAUACCUCCAACUUGUCCGAGUAUAAGAGCGGUGGUAUUUUCGCCCAAGUCAAGAUGCCCAAAUACGUUGAUUUCUUGUCCUACAAGGAAGCACUUGCCAAGCCUGAAUUCUUGAUUUCCGACUUUGCAAAGUUCGAUCGCCCUAUGCAACUUCAUCUUGCUUUCCAAGCUCUUCAGCAAUUUGUGGAGAAGAACCAGCGAUACCCCAAACCUAGAAACGAACAGGACGCUGUUGAAGUAUUGGAACUCACAAAGGCACUUGUUGGCACUGUUGAGGACAAGCCUGAAUUGGAUGAAAAGCUCAUCAAGGAGCUUGCCUACCAAUCGGCUGGUGAAUUGUCGCCUAUGGUAGCUGUCUAUGGUGGUCUUGGUGCUCAAGAAGUUCUCAAGGCAUGCAGCGGCAAAUUUAGCCCUAUCCACCAAUUCAUGUAUAUGGAUUCCCUUGAAUCGAUGCCUGAAAGUGUCAACCUUAGUGAGGAGUUGUGUGCACCUACCGGCUCUCGUUACGAUGGUCAAAUUGCUGUCUUUGGCCGUGAAUUCCAAGAAAAGAUCGCCAAUACCAAGGAAUUCCUUGUUGGUGCAGGUGCUAUUGGAUGUGAAAUGCUCAAGAAUUGGGCCAUGAUGGGUGUUGGUGCUGGCAAGGAUGGUGCUUUGUUCAUCACUGAUAUGGACACGAUUGAAAAGAGCAACUUGAACCGUCAAUUCCUUUUCAGACCUGCCGAUGUUGGCCAAUUGAAAUCUGAGACUGCUGCCAAGGCUGUCACUGCCAUGAACCCCGAUUUGAAAGACAAGAUCACCGUUUACCAAGAACGUGUUGGCCCUGAUACCGAGAAUAUCUACAAUGAUGAAUUCUUCGAUGCUUUGUCGGGUGUCACUAAUGCAUUGGACAAUGUGGAAGCUCGUAAAUACAUGGAUCGACGAUGUGUCUACUAUCACAAGCCGCUCUUGGAAUCGGGUACCCUUGGUACCAAGGGUAACACCCAGGUGGUCAUUCCCUUCGUUACCGAAUCCUACUCUUCCUCUCAAGAUCCUCCUGAAAAGUCUAUCCCUAUUUGUACGCUCAAGAACUUCCCCAAUGCUAUCGAGCACACCAUUCAGUGGGCUCGUGAUCUCUUUGAAGGUUUCUUCAAGCAGCCUGCUGACAAUGUCAACCUUUAUUUGACCCAACCCAACUUUGUCGAGAGCACAUUGAAGCAAGGUGGCAACCAAAAGGAUACAUUGGAGACCGUUUACAACUUUUUGGUGGGCGAGAAGCCAUUAUCUUUUGCAGAAUGCAUUGCAUGGGCUAGAUUCAAGUUUGAAGAGCUUUAUCACAACAACAUUAUGCAAUUGCUCUUCAACUUCCCUGUUGACUCGGUCACUUCCACUGGUCAAUUGUUCUGGUCCGGUCCUAAGCGUGCACCUACCCCACUUCAAUUCGAUCCCAACAACACCGCACAUAUGGACUUUAUUGUCUAUGCUGCCAAUCUUCACGCAUUCAACUAUGGCCUUAAGGGUGAAACGGAUCGUGAGGUGUUCCGCCGCGAGCUUGAGAACAUUAUUGUUCCCGAAUUCAAGCCCAAGGAAGGUGUCAAGAUUCAAGUUCAAGAGAACGAAAAUGUGGAUCAGGAUAACCCAUCAGACUCUAUUGAUGAGGUUGUGAACAAGCUUCCUUCUCCAUCCACUCUUGCUGGCUUCCGCUUGUCACCCUGCGAAUUUGAAAAGGAUGAUGAUACCAACUUCCACAUUGAUUUCAUUACCGCCGCUUCCAAUUUGCGUGCCAUGAACUAUGACAUCAACCCUGCUGACCGACACAAGACCAAGUUCAUUGCUGGCAAGAUCAUUCCUGCUAUUGCUACCACUACUGCUUUGGUGACGGGUCUUGUUUGUCUUGAACUUUACAAGAUCAUUGAUGGCAAGAAGAAGCUUGAUGACUACAAGAACGGUUUUGUCAACCUUGCUCUUCCCUUCUUUGGCUUCUCUGAACCCAUCGCAGCACCUACGUCAGAAUACAAUGGCAAGACCUUCACAUUGUGGGAUCGUUUCGAUAUUGAAGGCGAUAUCACUCUUCAAGAAUUCAUUGACUAUUUCAAGAAUGAGCACAAGCUUGAAGUGACCAUGGUAUCAUCAGGCGUGUCCAUGUUGUACUCUUUCUUUAUGCAAAAGAAGAAGGCUGAGGAACGUCUAAAGAUGAAGCUUUCAAAGUUGGUCGAAACCGUAUCCAAGAACCCUAUUCCUCCCCACGUCAAGGCCAUUAUCUUUGAGAUUUGUGCAAAUGACGUAGACGAUGAAGAUGUCGAGGUUCCUUAUGUGCGUGUCAAGAUCAGGCCGUAA